CUUGACGAACGCGACGAUGGCUAUUACUAUACGCCUACAUUUCCUAGGCAAACGAAAGAAGCUCGCAUCAACAUGGUGAUGAGCGAUAUCCCGGAUGAGCUGAGCGAACCUCGUUGUUGGACUGCAGAGGAUUGCCAAAAACACGAUUUCAGAGAUGUUGGUCGCAAACCAGCCUACAUGACCUAUGGAAAAGGAUCGAAGAAGACCGAGUGGCUCCAUGCCCGAUACAUAUCGCCACAAGAGAACCACGAUGCUGGUCGUUUCGAGGCAAUGACAAAAAUUCGCGACCACUUCUUGGAUCACGAAUAUCAGAAAGAAAUGCUGGCUGUCCAAGCAAACAAGACGAAUCAUCUUGAAAGGCGCGGAACUGGCUUCGAUCUCUCGUGGGCUGUCCCACCUCAUCACGCUGGAAUCAGAAUAUCGAAAAUCGCUCAAAAGCAUGAGUCUAACACAGAGAUACUCAAGCUUCUGGCAGAAGUUAAUAUGGACAUCUUGGGCGAAGCGGUUCCAGAACUGAACGCCCGUGGCGGCAUGUACCUACGGCAAUGGGCGAAGAAUGCUGCCAUGACUUUUGGGAGCGAGUCCAACGUAUGCUCUACCUCUGCUCAGGUCAAUGUCUCCAAGCUGGGAGAGAAUCUGGGCGUUGCUCUCAAGGGAAAGGGCAAGCCACACAUGGAUAUCAAUGAUGUCCCAACCUAUUAUACAGUCCUACUAUUUCUGAGCAAUCCACCACCCGAGUGGUAUGAGGGAAAGUUUGUUAUCUACAGCACCAGAGUCUUCUGCGAAGGAGCAACUUUUGGUGCUUUGGUAUUCUCUUCUAAGCACCCACACAGCAGUCAAGGUUUUGGUUUCUAUCAACCUGACUUACCGCAAGAUCUUCGAUACACCCUACCCGAAGGUCUAACCUUACCAGUGGUUCCCGACCACCUACCCCAUAGUCGUGUAGCUAUUCCAAUCUACUGCCGGAGCGAUGCCAUGAAGCCUCGGAAGAAGUGGCUGAAAUGGCUGACAUCGGACACUUUACCUGAAGAAGCCAUUGUCGUUUUCGGGACCAAGCGUAACCUGCAAGAAUGGGGGCUACGCUUUUUCAUCAACAUACGAAGCAAGAACGAUAUACGCUCUGCCGAUGAAUGGUGCGAUGCAUACACUUAGGUCGAGAAUGGUGUGAUGGAAAGACCUGCCUUAUGGAUUGCCAUAUUGGCUUUGGAGGAGAAUGUGGAACUGGAUAAGCUGUACAAGGCAUUCUACCAGAUGACACUUGACACCAGCUGUGGGCGCUCUAUGCCAAAGCAACAAGGCCAAAAUGCGGCUCAAAAGCCCAGGAAGAAGAGAGGAGAAGGAGCGAAAUACAAUCCAGAUGAGUCCAAAGUGCAAUGCCGC
Molecule: messenger RNA, 1380 nt
Organism: Mollisia scopiformis
Lineage: Eukaryota; Fungi; Ascomycota; Leotiomycetes; Helotiales; Mollisiaceae
Exons: 1
Coding region: 73-1152 (359 amino acids)
Source: RefSeq, a predicted model, not a curated record